CAAGCAUUUUCCAAUGUACAGAUUCGCUUCCAGGGUAAUCUGCUUCACCAGUACACACCUACCAGAGUCUGGAGGCACCUGGACGUGUUUGAAUUGCUGAGUUGUCAUCCAAACCUACUCUGCACUGGAGGGGAUAUGUGACUUGAUCUACGCUGUUAGAGAGCUGUCAGUUUAACAUUUUCAUCAUUUGCAAUGCCAAAAAGUGACACAUGGCAGGAUGGCAAUGCCCUUGACACGAUGGGAGAAAUGGACAGUACUGGCAGCUGCGACAGUGUGGUCAGCUUCAACUUGUGCUUUAGUGAUGAUGAUAGCCUGGAGUACCUCUCUGCUGAAGAAAAGGCUUGUCUCAUGUUUCUAGAGGAGACCAUUCAGUCAUUGGAUACAGAGGAUGACAGUGGACUGUCCAAUGAUGAGUCCGAUAAAUUGCCAGUACGAGGAAAUGUGGCUACUAAAGCAGCCCACCUCUCAGCGUCAAUAGGAUUGAAAAAGCUCUCUGCUCAAGACAUUCCCAAACUCCACUCUGAGGGUCCGUUAUCAUCUGGCAGCCCAAUUCAAAGUGAAAUUCUGAACUAUAUGGUUCCUACACCAUUUGUCCUUGCGAACCGUAACUCACAAAUCCCAGACAGAACUGGACUGGCUGCAUCAUGUAAAAAGGAGCUACGCAAUGUAAGCACUGAUAGUACCCAGCUGUUUCAGGAAGUUCCACGGGUUCCUUCAGAAAUCAAUGUAGUUGUGUUACCACCUCCACAUAAAAUCAAAGGGAAUAAAGGUUCAGUUAUUGAAAAACCAAAUGACCAGUGUUCAGAGAUAUUGCCCCAUAGAGGGCCCCUGCCUUAUGAGAAUCUGGUGCAGCUAUGCAAGAGUGCAUCCAUGCAGAAAACCAAUGCAGAUGAGCCCAAAACUGGAGAGGAUUUUUCUACAAAUCUUCAUCGUUCUAAUGAGGGAAGAACUUCUAGAUCCAAAACCCUUAAUCAGAACUCAGAGGCAAUGGAAAGUAGAAGCUCCAAACCCACUCCCCCUCCUGUGGCCCCAAAACCUAAAAUGAAAUCCCCACAAAAAGCACCAAUGGACCAGGAAGGAGUGACAUUCCCCUCAAACAUGUCUUCCUCUGGUGUGUUACCAGUGGAUAAAUUAAUGAACCCAGAGAAAGUGAGAAUGGAGGCUCUUUAUAAGUUGGGUCUCCUCAAAGAGGAAGCAUCUAAUUCGAGGCAGCACAUGACAACAGGACAGAACCCAACAUCUCAACAAUUGAAGCAUUCACAAUUCCCUGCAAAAUCGGUGCAAAACCAGACUAUAGGUGAACCUCUUCCUCCAUGUGUCGCAGCAAGACCUGGAAAACUGAUAAACCAACCAGUGCAGAGUUGCAACCCUCUCCGCCAGAGGUCCAUGAGUGAUCUUUGCACAGCCCCUUCACGUCCACAACAUGCCAGUAUGACUUCAGCAGGGAAAGCUGCGACACUGGAAUGCAAUGGGAUGGAAGGACAAAUUUGUACAUCCAAUCAUGGGUCCUCAAGUUCUAGCAUGACAGACUUAAAUACAGUUUCUCAGAAUCACCAGUCUUGUUCUUCUACACAUGGAAUCAAAAACAACCUCAGAGACACUCAGAUGGAUGCUAAUGAGUCGACACUCGGUAAAGCCCAAGAGUCGCAGCAAGUAUCCUCAUCCCAUUCCAAAUCUACACAUGUUCAGGGAUUGAAUGUGCUGGUGCACAGCAUUGGAAAGGAUCGGAGAGAGGCGCUACGAAAACUAGGGUUGUUGAAAAACUGAGUGUUGUUGACUGUAUUUUACACCCUGUUUACACCUGACGCGAGUGGCGCGAUGUAUCUUGUUAAAAGCAAAUUGCUCCUAUUGUAAUCAAGGUCGCAUCACAUUGCGUCGACAGUUUAAGACCAAAACAUACUCUACGCAAGUACGUGAACGCAGACGCUUCUAGGUACAUAAGCUAAAAUUUGUGCAUAGUUGCAUUCCAAAAUAUGUCAGACCGCAAUUUACAAGUAUGCGUUGCAUUCUCAACAUUGCCACCAGGGGCACUAUAGCAGAUAUUAGUGUGAACUGUCCGCUUCUACGGUGAGUUUUUCAAUUACUUCAAUUACUUUCACAACGGAGCAAUAGUUUGAAGAGAAUAUUGCUGAGCAAGUAAGGUAAAUUCAGUUAUUUAUAGCAACUUACCUGAAUAAUAAGAAAUACGCUUUAAUGGCACAGACUUUUGAAGGUAACUAUCGCCCCCUUGAGUACUUUGAUACCACCACAGAAACUCAAGGACGUACGUAAUGUAUGUUCAACCAGACAGCGCGCUGGCAAUGUGUUGCCAUGUACUUGCAUAUGUUUCUGGCCUUAUGAAUAUCCCAUUCUAUUUCUGACCUGUGGCACGCAUUUGGCACUACAACUUAUAGCUGUGAUGUAACAUCGGUCAUGUCCGGUGCAGACAGGGUGUUACUUUAAAAAUUUUAAGAAAUACAGUGGGGCACUUUAAUUUUAGAUGAUUAUUUACUGACUCUAAAUAAUGACUAUCACCUGGAUGCCUUUGCCUAAUGCAGCUCUGAAGAUUUACAUGAUAUGUUUACUUUUCCAGGUGCUAAAAUUCCUUGAAUUUUGAACUGGCUGUGUAAGUAGAUUAGCAAUUAGCCUUAAAUGACCUUUUGGUGUUGUUGUUAAGGGCCUGUUUUGCGAACCAAUUUUACAGAUUGUUUCAGAAAAUAAAUGUAUGCUUUUUACACACUGCAAAAUCUAGUUCGUAAUGUGUUUUGAAUUAGUAAUUUUGCACUUGUUUUCUAGUAUAAAUAUCUAAUAAUCCUUAAAACAAGAUAAAUUUAAUUGAGAAGCAACACUGCAUAAAAUAUUAAAGAUACAUUCUCUGAAAAUAAGGCUAAAUAUCUUAUGCAGUGUUGCUUCGCAAGUAAAUGUGUGAUGUUUCAAGCAUUUUUAGAUACAGUAUUUUUAUUAAAAAACAAGUGAAAAAUAUUGAUUAAAAACUCAAAUACUGACUGUAUUUUUACUGCGUGAUUACUACAUUUGCUUAAACAGAGACUGUAGAACCCGAUGAACCCAGGUUGUCUUUACCCCUGCCAUUCCCCUCAUAGAUCAUCUAUCAGUCAAUCUCCUCAUUUUACCCACUGUUCAGUGAGAUCUGACACAGCACUUUAGUGGAUUAGCACAUUGUCUUAGCUUGCGCCAACAGAUGAGAGUUCAUAUUACCUGGCCUCUCAGAUUCAUCUGUCAUUAAAGUUCUUUAUCUCGGAAAGUGACCUAGUUCAUGACUUGCACUGAGAAUGGCUCCUUCUGUUGUGAUUGGCCCAGUUACCAGUUGCCCUUUCACAAAGAUCCAAGACUAGCUUGUCUAAUUGAAUCCAAAUAUAAACAAUAGAAAUACUAACUUUACUGCCUUAAUCUUAAGAGCUAGCAAUAAACGUUAGCAAUUUUUAACCACAGAUGGAAAUCAACACAGGGAAAUCAUCCAUAAUUUAAGCAUAAAAUGUCUUACCUGGUUUUUGUUUAUUUUUGUCAUUGCCUGGUUACUAUGCUCCCUUUAAUCAUAUGAGAAUGUAAUGUAAUCAGCAGAAUAUAAUGCCUAAAUCAUAAUCAUGUCUGAGGGCAGUGAUUUGGAUAACCAAUAGUUUAAAUGUUUCCAUUUGGGGUGCUUGUGGUUGAUAGUCACACCACAUCUGAAUGUAUCAUUGUGAAAAUAUAGUGCCUGAA
Messenger RNA from Myxocyprinus asiaticus (Chinese sucker), 3696 nucleotides. Its product is annotated as specifically androgen-regulated gene protein-like. The transcript is spliced from 4 exons. Lineage: Eukaryota; Metazoa; Chordata; Actinopteri; Cypriniformes; Catostomidae. The coding region runs from base 193 to 1767 and encodes 524 amino acids. The record is from RefSeq and is a predicted model, not a curated record.